AUGCGCGACAAACGCCGAAAGCUUCUACCGCCUGGCCCCAAGGGAUAUCCUCUGAUUGGAAAUCUUCUCUCCCUUUCUGUUCCCGAUGAUAUCCCACGCAUCACCAGGGAGUGGGCCAAGAAAUUUGGCCCCGUCGUUUACACAAGGAUCGGAGGCACCGAUUGGAUCUGGCUUAAUAACGCCAGUGUAGCCAAGGAGCUGCUCGAUAAGCGAGGAUCAAAAUACUCCGACCGUCCAAAGAUGCCCAUGGCAUUUGACGCGACGUCGAAUCAGAAUCGAGAAAUCUUCAUGCCCUAUGGAGAGCAUUGGAGAAUCUUGCGAAAGCUGAGCCACGCUGCUCUAAACCAAAACACCUCGACAACCUACAGACCCGUCCAAGACUUUGAAUCUAAACAAUUGCUUUACGAGUUCCUACACGCAAAGGAUGACAUGGCAUUCUAUGAUAUGAAUAGACGGUACUCCGCCAGCGUCAUUAUGACCGUGACGUAUGGUCAUCGUGUUGCUGAUUGGAACGAUGUUUACAUCAAGAAGAUUUACGAAGUCCUUGAGCAUUUCACACUCAUGUCCGAGCCCGGCGCCUGGCUGGUCGAUGCAUUUCCUUCACUUGCAAAGCUUCCCUCCUUUAUGGUGCAGAACUGGUGGAAGAUUGGGCGUGAAUGGUGGAAGUACGACCGAGAGGUGUACCUCAAAUUCUAUCUCGACCUGGUUAAACAAAUUGAGGAUGGAACUGCGCCUGAUUGUUUCAUCCGAGAUUUCUACGAAGGAGGACUUGAGAAGAGUGGAAUCAAUGAGGAACAAGCCGCAUAUGCAGCUGGAGGAUUGGUCGAAGCGGGGAGCGAAUCCACUUCAACAGUUAUCAAUGGGUGGAUUUUGGCUUGCCAAAUGAAUCCUCAUGUUGUCAAGGCUGCACAAGAAGAAUUGGAUCGAGUCGUAGGCCCAGACCGGAUGCCAGAUUUUGAUGACGAGGACAAUCUGCCUUACAUCAAAGCUAUGGUCAAAGAAACUCUCCGCUGGUGGCCGAUUACCAAGGUCGGGAUGAAUCACGCUACAACUGAGGAUGACUGGUAUGACGGGUAUUUUAUCCCGAAGGGCAGUGUCGUCAUGUUAAACUGGUGGGCUAUCCACUUCGACGACGCUCGAUGGGAUGAUCCUCAUGCAUACGAGCCACGUCGGUAUCUGAGUGACCCUUACACAACGGCAGAAUCAGUCAACCUCGCCGACGGAAAUGCAAGAGACCACUUUGCCUAUGGUGCCGGUCGCCGCAUUUGCAGUGGCAUGCAUCUUGCACAAAACUCUCUGUACAUCAUCAUGGCGCGUACCCUCUGGGCUUACAAUAUCAAGCGCGCAAUAGGGCCCGACUCAAAAGAGAUUGAACCUGUCUUGAAGACUGAGCCGGGGUUCUUGAUGGUUCCAGCUAGAUUUCACGCGGUUAUCGAGCCUCGGACCAAGAAGCAUGGUGAGAUUGUGCAGAAGGCUUGGGUUGAAGCCAAAGCUAAGGGAGUGACGAUGAAUAGAAAGAGGAAUAUCCGAAAGAGUGACUAG
Molecule: messenger RNA, 1542 nt
Organism: Ilyonectria robusta
Lineage: Eukaryota; Fungi; Ascomycota; Sordariomycetes; Hypocreales; Nectriaceae
Product: cytochrome P450
Exons: 2
Coding region: 1-1542 (513 amino acids)
Molecular function (GO): iron ion binding; monooxygenase activity; oxidoreductase activity, acting on paired donors, with incorporation or reduction of molecular oxygen
Source: RefSeq, a predicted model, not a curated record